AUGGCGACCUCCAUAGUAAAUCUCGCUGGUACGCAGACAAUCGCUGGUGUGCCCGUGGAGUUCGGACAACCAGUUCAUGUAAACACGAAGAAACAGCUCCAGCGUCAAAUCAAUUCUAUUGUCGGAUGGAACGAUUUGGAUCGCACGCCGAUGAACGUGGCGCAGACAAUGUUGCGUGGCAAUGAGCACCAAAUGGGCGAACACCCGUAUUUUGUAUGUGAAAAGUCGGUGGGUGUUCGGUACUUGGUGCUGCUGGUACAGGGUCGCUGCUACCUCAUUUCACAGAAUUAUGAGUUUCGAGAGGUCGUGCUGUUCUGUCCCGUACGCCCUGACCGACUGCAGCCCGGUGUCGACCGGAAUACUGUGGUUCCUCAUCAAUGGACUAUUCUGGACGGACUUAUGGUGUGUGAUAAAGAUGGUAGCAAACCGGUGCUUACGCUGCUUCUGUACGACAUCUUGGCACUCAAUGGCAGUCCGGUGAUGACCUCCAAGCUGCAGGACAGACUCAAAUUGAUCCAGAAUGAUGUCGUGGGUCCACGUAAGCAGUUGCCGCCACCAAAAGGGCAGCCGCCUGACAUGUUUCAGCUUGUGCUGCAGUCCAUGUACCCCAUUAACCGUGUAGGGCACGUGAUUCGCAGUAUUCUGCCAAGAGUCUCGCAGACUAGACAGAACGCAGGACUUGUGUUCACACCAGUGCUGCUGCCGUACACGCCAGGAUAUUCUAAAGGACUGUACCAUUGGACACCAACGUCGGUGCUAUUUGCAGACUUUCAGCUUGGUGUGGAGUGGCGAGGACGCCCUCCAAAACCAGGUUUCAAGCUCGUGAUCCAUGAUAAGCGCACACAAGUCUUCCAUGACUGGAUCACACUCACACCAGAUGACUUUGAGGCGUUCCGACAGGAUAAGAAGGCUUCUUCUCGCAUUGUGGAGUGUGUAUAUGAUCCGGAGUGGCUCACGUUUAUCCCUUCCCAUGACAAAAGUACAUGGGAUUCUGGGAACACAGAGUUUAGCGCUACGGAGCGCGGUGUUGGAUGGAGAAAAGGUGGCUGGAAAUUUAUUCGGUGCCGUCCAGACCGCAGUAUGCCGCUUGAGCAUAACUUUCUUACGAUGAUUGAAAAAGCAGCUAGCGAGGAUAUUAAGCUUGAAGAGAUUGAGCAAUUUUUCCCCGAUGACGCAUCGAAAAAGUUGAUAUUGUCACAACAAAAAGGUCGUCACGAAACCCCAACGACGUCUGAUGACUUGGCUCCACCAAACAAGAAGAAACGUGGCGGCAGUGGAACAAGUGGGAGUCAAGGACCUGGUACAGGUGUGUGCUACGACUUUCAAAACAAGGGCGUGUGUCAACGCGGUCGAUUCUGCCACUUUUCACAUUGUGCCUGCAAUUCUACAUGCUCGUGCACACCGACCAAUAAUACUUAUGGUGAAAGACCAUUGUACAGAAGAAAUGACUACGAUGCCCCCCCAUCCCCAGAAGGCACGCCUGCGUCUGCGGCACCAGAUAAAUCACCUUUGCUGCGGCACAACGACUCAUUUGAGCGUGAUUCUACCUUGAAGACAGGAGGUGCCACGGGCGAGGAAGAAGAAGCGGGUGAACUCACAGACAAUAAUAAUUUGCACAUCAACAGCAUUUACGCACCCCUCGAAAACUUUGAUAAGGAGACGAUCGCUGCAAAGCGUGCGCAAUUGGCUGCUCUAGGAAAUCGUCGUAUAUGGGCAAGCCUCGGACUCGACGAUAAACCGCAACGCACGCGUGCUUGCGGGCUGGUCAUAUCAAAGACUGGCGAAAUGACGUAUGUCCGUCCGUUGGAGAAAUAA
Molecule: messenger RNA, 1815 nt
Organism: Peronospora farinosa
Lineage: Eukaryota; Oomycota; Peronosporomycetes; Peronosporales; Peronosporaceae
Source: the annotation of a GenBank genome assembly